AAUAAACCAUAAAAGGCUCUUAUAGUUCCUCACGUUAACACUACUUUGAAAUUUAUUCUUUGUUCCAAAAGAAAAAAAAAAAAAACAGGAGAGAUGGCAGGAGCUUUGAUUGGAGAGGCAUUUCUGUCUGCUUCCAUUCAGACGUUGUGCGACAAGAUCGGUUCUGGGGAGUUGAUGGACUUCUUCCGGGGAAAAAAACUUGAUCAUUCACUUCUGGAGAAACUGAAGCUGACGUUUCUGGCCCUUGAUGCAGUGCUUGAUGAUGCAGAGGAGCAGCAGAUUGAGAAACCCCGUGUGGGAAAGUGGCUUGACGAGCUUAAACAUGCUGUCUUCAAUGCCGAGGACCUGCUGGACGAGAUCGAUACUGAAGUUUUGCGAAGCAAGGUGGAAGCUGAAUUUUCAACUAAGAAAACCCAGGUGUGGAACUUCCUCUCUACUUCUCUUAAUCCUUUUUAUCAAGGCAUGAAUGGUAGGAUUGAAGAGUUACUCCAAAGACUAGAACACCUUGCACAACAGAAAAUUGUGCUCGGUCUUAGAGGAGGUGUUGGGGGCAAGGUUUCACAAAGAACUCCCACAACUUCCUUCGUUGAGCAUAAAUUCUCUACUUAUGGUAGGGAUGAAGAUGAAGCGAAAUUGAAAAAACUGUUGCUAUCUGAUGAUGCAAGGGGCGGCAAUGCAUCUGUAAUCCCCAUAGUGGGAAUGGGAGGAGUUGGUAAGACAACCCUUGCUCAGCUCCUUUACAAUAAUGCCAUGGUGAAAGAGCAUUUUGAUGUUCGAGCUUGGGCAUGUGUCUCCGAAGAUUUUGAUGCUAUUAGGGUCACUAAAACCCUUGUUCAGUCAAUUGCUUCAAAACCCUGUGAUACGUCAGAUAUGAGCUUGCUUCAAGUUGCUCUUAGGGAACAAGUAAUGGGGAAAAGGUUUCUAUUUGUGUUGGAUGACCUUUGGAAUGACAAUUAUAAUGAUUGGAGUGCUCUACAAGCUCCUUUCACUUAUGGGGCGAGGGGAAGUAAGGUCAUUGUGACAACAAGGAACGAAAGUGUUGCAUCCAUCGUGCACACUGUUCCUAUUCACUCUUUAAAACAAUUGUCGCCUGAUGAUUGUUGGUUGUUACUUGCAAAACAUGCGUUUAGAAAUGAAAAUGCAAGUGCACAUUCAGACUUGGAAGAAAUUGGUAAAAAAAUUGCACGUAAGUGCAAAGGUCUGCCUUUAGCUGCAAAAGCACUUGGAGGUCUCUUAAGUUGCAACAUGGACUACAAGAAUUGGAAUCAUAUAUUGAAUAGCAAUCUUUGGGAGCUACCACAAGCAAAUAGUAUUCUUCCAUCUCUAAGAUUGAGUUUCCAUUACCUCCCUACUUAUUUAAAACAAUGUUUUGCUUAUUGCUCAAUUUUUCCAAAGGACCAUGAAUUUGAGAAACAUAAUUUAGUUCGACUUUGGAUGGCUGUGGGUUUAAUUUCACAAGCUGAGGGUGAGGAAAGAAUGGAGGAGGUUGGGGAGAACUAUUUUAAUGAAUUAGUAUCAAGAUCACUAAUUCAAAGAUCAAGAACUGAGGAGCAUGGGUUCACAAUGCAUGAUCUCAUUAAUGACUUGGCUAGUGUUCGUGUCUAGAGAAAUUUGUUUUAGGAUGGAUGAGGA
This is a messenger RNA of Pyrus x bretschneideri (Chinese white pear), 1632 nucleotides long. RefSeq names its product putative disease resistance RPP13-like protein 1. The transcript has a single exon. The record is from RefSeq and is a predicted model, not a curated record. Gene Ontology annotation, biological process: defense response to other organism. Gene Ontology annotation, molecular function: ADP binding. The coding region runs from base 94 to 1605 and encodes 503 amino acids. Lineage: Eukaryota; Viridiplantae; Streptophyta; Magnoliopsida; Rosales; Rosaceae.